AUGGCUUCCGCUAGCUCAGCAAACGGCAUUGGUGACGCCAUUGUCGCAUUCACACUCGACGGCCGCUUCCCAGAGUCCGAGGAUAUUUCCUCUUUACCCAUCACGUCGGAAUCGCUCCCCCCAGCGCUGGCAGCAUUAGCGAAGACAAGGACGGAUCUCGAGAAAGAAGUACACGAAAUAAACGAAGAUACCAAAGACGAUGUUAGCUCGUGGGUUCGAAAUGCGAAAUCUUUGCAAGAGGACAUUGUUCGGUCCAAGGUGAUUGCAAACGACAUAAUCCGACAGUCCGAAACGCCGGACGUAUCGGGAAAAGCGAUCGAGGAUGCCGAGUCGAGAGUCGAGUUCCUUUCACGAGAGGUCCAGUACACCCGGCAGCUGCAAGAGACGCUCCAGAGCAUUAAACACGUCAACGAGCUAUUGUCCAAGGCGGAAGAGGCGAGUAACGAGCGCAGGGUCUUGGAUUCUCUGCACUUGCUAGAGCAAUCCUGGGCAGCUAUGGAUGGUUUACCUAUUGGCAAGACAUGUCGAGCUGUGAAGCUUCUAAAUGUCAGAUCUUUCGAACUAAAGUCUCGAGUUCAUGAAGUCUUGGACCAAGUUUGGAAAGAUCUCGUGAAUGUCGAUAUUGACAACAAUUUAAUCAGGAUCCAGGAGCACGACGAUGGUAAUCAGUUGAGCCUCGCCGACGCCGUAAUCGGAUUGAGGGCCUACAAAGAAGUUGAAGAGAGGAUGGAGCAACUGUGGCACAACCUAGACGGUGCCAUUCUAACACCUCGGAUGAAUCUCACAAGCUCCACGCUGCCUUCAAUUGUUGCCGAUACUAAUACUCUGUCCCUCUCCGGAGAAGCCAGUACGAGUGCGGAAGAAUUAUUCGCCGAUCUCUCACUGGUCUUCUCCUUCCUAGCCCAAAGGCUACCCGCCGACCUCUUGGAGAUUCUAUGUUCCGUAAUGAUGGGUGACGUUACUACGCGGAUAGUGAAAGUGUGGCUAGAUUCCGCGAUACCGCCGGCGCUAAAAGAUGUCGACAAGUUCCAAGAUGUCAUAAAGAGUGCCGAGCAAUUCUGCGCCGUCCUCGAUGCCCACGGAUAUACUGGCUUUGAGGAUUUGAAGAACUGGGUGAAUAAUGCGCCGACGAUUUGGCUCUCUAAGUGCAGAGAAACGGCCUUGGACUCUGUUCGAUCGAAGCUCUCUAGCGGGAUUGGUAAGUCCAAGGCGGUGGAAAAGAUUGAGAAGCAGAUGGUGUCGCUAGCAGAAGGAAAGGAACUAGCCAAAUCGGGGACGGUUAAGUCCUCGGCGAAUGAACAGGACUGGGACUCGGCAUGGGGUUUCGACGAGGAGAUGGAGGAGGAACCUGAAGAGGCACCCGAACCGACACCCGACGAAGCCGCCCCCGUAGCCUCGGCGGAAGACGAUGGGGCUGAUGCAUGGGGCUGGGAUGACGGGCCGGAAGAUGUCCCAGAGGAAGAAGCUGUCGCCGAGGCAGAGGGACCGAGUGUGGAGAAGAUGGACGAGGACGAUGAAGCGGCUGAUGCGUGGGGAUGGGGAGAGGAAGAUACGGUCGAGGAGCCGCCGCCACCGCCUGAACCGAAGAAACAGCCAGCGGCCACGCGGCGGAAGGAGACGAGAACGCGCGACGAGCACGAAACUAGAGAGAUGGUCUUGAAAGAAACCUAUCAUAUUUCCUCGAUGCCGGAACCCGUUUUAAGCCUAAUAUUUGCGAUACUAGAGGAUGGAGCUGCGCUUACAGGGCCGGGGAACGAGACAAAUCUUGUUGCGUCUGCGGCGUCGGGCCUGUUUGGCGUGCCAACUUUGGCACUUGCUCUGUUUAGAGCAAUCUCUCCUUACUAUUACUCUCUAGAUGUCGGUGGCAGCAUGUAUCUUUACAAUGACGCCAUGUAUUUGGCAGAGAAGCUCGCUGAGUUCUCAAAGGAAUGGAAAGCGCGCGAAGAUCUCAGCGUCCGGGCGCGGAAUAUGCUGCGUAUCGAUAACGAGGUGAAGAACCUCCAGAGCUUCGCGAAUCGUGCAUACAGCACGGAGAUGGCGACGCAGAAGACCGUGAUUCGCGAUCUCCUGGGAGGAACGCAUAGUCUCAUGCACCAAGAGGAAAUGGAGAGCUGCGUCGAUUCUACAGUGGCUCGAGUCAGAGCUAUGGCAGUAACAUGGGACGACAUACUCGCUAGGUCCGUCUGGUGUCAAGCCGUAGGAUCCCUCGUCGACACGCUCGCGACGAAGGUCAUCUCAGAUGUCAUGGACAUGUCGUCCAUUGGACAGGACGAGGCGUACAACAUUGCCAACCUGAUCGCGAAAGUGACGGAGCUCGACGACCUCUUCCUCCCCAGCAAGCUUUCGGGACGAGAAGCGGAGUCAUCGGCUGGAGAGGUGGCGCUGACGGCGCAGUACGCGCCCUCUUGGCUCCGGCUGCAGUACCUGUCGGAAGUGCUCCAGUCGAACCUUAACGAAGUGCGGUAUUUGUGGUUCGAGAGCGAGCUGAGCUUGUAUUUUUCGGCGGAGGAGGUUGUAGAUUUGGUUAAUGCUAGUUUUGAGGUGAAUGCGAGGUCGAGGGAGGUUAUUCGCGAGAUUGGGGAGAGGCCGCAUCCGAGGGUAGAGUGA
Molecule: messenger RNA, 2607 nt
Organism: Scedosporium apiospermum
Lineage: Eukaryota; Fungi; Ascomycota; Sordariomycetes; Microascales; Microascaceae
Exons: 9
Coding region: 1-2607 (868 amino acids)
Biological process (GO): endoplasmic reticulum to Golgi vesicle-mediated transport; mitotic spindle assembly checkpoint signaling
Cellular component (GO): RZZ complex
Source: RefSeq, a predicted model, not a curated record